This is a messenger RNA of Episyrphus balteatus (marmalade hoverfly), 2072 nucleotides long. RefSeq lists its product as uncharacterized. Lineage: Eukaryota; Metazoa; Arthropoda; Insecta; Diptera; Syrphidae. The transcript is spliced from 2 exons. Bases 57 to 1886 code for a protein of 609 amino acids. The record is from RefSeq and is a predicted model, not a curated record.
GUCACUGAAACUGGCAGUUGUUGAAAAAUAUCAGAGACUUCUAAUUAGUUGUCAACAUGCUCUUUAAGCAACCAGCACUAGAAAUAAUCGUGUGCGUGUUUGUCUCGAUUAUUCAUCGAAAUCUCUCAUAUCGCUUUGACUUUGUAUUAAAUGUAACCAGAAUUUUAAGUGAAACAGAUAGUUUUCACACAUUCACAGUGUUUCGCAAUGAAUUCGCAUUUUUGAAAAACAUUGACGGUUAUUCUUUGGAACAUGAAUUGCAAGUUUAUUUUGACGUUCCUUUGAUUUGUUGCAACGAUGACAUUUCCAGUUCGAUACGCUUGCGAAGCACUUUAAAUAUAAACAGUUUGGGAUUUGUGGUUAUGAACGAAAUAACGGAUGAAAUACGAAAUGUAUCUGAGAGAGCUUUGACUAAGCUGCAUGGCAUGAAGAUGAUUUUCAUUAUGACAAAUUCAAAAGCAUCAUCUGUCACCGCAUGGGAAUUGGAGAGUUUUUUUCUGUGGUGCUGGGAGUAUAAUUUAUUAAAUGUCAUUGUGACAUUUGAUGGUGGGAGUAAUGGAGAUGGCAAAAGAAAUCAAGUGCAUACGUAUAAUCCGUUCCCGAAUGGAAUACAUAUGAUUAAUUUAACAGAUGGCAGAGUGGAUGAAUACUUUUGGAAUAAGGCUACCAAUAUCAAAGGAAAUAAGUUUGCUUCACCAAUUUUUAUUGAUGAGCCACUUGUAAUGAAGAUAUACGACGAAGAAACCAAUUACACUCAUAUCACAGGCAGUGCCGGACGACUUUACCGAGAAUUCAUCCGUCACAUCAACGCCACCUUCUUCCUCAUAAGUGUUUCAAACAGUUCCAUGCAUUUGCAUCAAAAGCAAGUAAUUCAACUCACAACUGACAAAAUAAUUGACAUCAGCAUCCAUCCAUUCACUUAUUUGCUGCCCUACGAAACGGAAGGAAGUUAUCCCAUUGCACACACCAAUGCGUGCAUAAUAAUGCCCGUUGUGCCGGAAAUCGAUCGCAGUUACUACAUAUUUUACGCCUUCGACCAAAGUACAUGGCGAGUAAUCUCUGGGCUAUUUAUAACGUUCCUGGCAAUCGAGUUGAUUGCAAAUUAUACCUGUGCAAAGCAAUUGCUCUUUGGCAAGUCGUUAGCAACUACAGUUGCCGGUAUUAUUGGCCAACCUGGUCAUAUGACCAUGCCACCGCCAAGGACGAGAAUUCUCUCUAGUUCGCUAUUAGUGUUUACUGGAUUUUUUGUUGCAAAUUUGUAUGCAGGCACAUUAACGAGUCUUUUCAGUACGACAAUAUAUGGCCAGCAGCCGGAGACGGCAGAAGAAAUUUUCGCAACUGGCCUGCAAAUACUUUUGCUCGACUAUCAAGUGGAUUCGUAUUUCGGUAAGAAUAUGCUAUUUCCGGCAUUACUGGAACAGCAUGUUCGUGUUGUUGACCCUGAUUUUUUGGCUAAUCACUUAAAUACUCUGGAUGCAAACUUUGCGUAUGUUGUGAAGGAAGAACGAUGGAAAUUGAUUAACUACCAGCAGUCAAGGUUAUGGAAGCCGAUUUUCAAAAUUGCCCCAAACUUUUGUAUACCAAAUAUGUUUUUGUCAUUUCCAAUUCAAUUGGACUCACCGUUCUAUGAGGUUUUGAAAUCAUUUACGUUGAAUGUGGAUAGUGCGGGAUUGUAUUUGAAAUGGAGCGAUAUGAGUCUUUAUGAGGCUAAGGAAAUAGGAUUGAUUGGAAUUCUGGAGGAGACGAAGCAUCAUCCAGUUGCACUGACCUUGAAACAUUUUGAAGAAGUUUUUAUAUUACUUGGAUGUUGUUUUGCUAUAUGUGUGGUUUGUUUGCUAGGUGAACAAAUAUUUUGUUAUAUGAGGAUUAGAAUGAAGAAAUUGUAAUUAGUUUCGAGAGUGAAUGAUGAAAGUUUUACAAUACCUGCUUAAUUUUAGUAGAAAUCGGUAGAACACUUACUAAUUAUGUUCAUUUUCAUAGUUCAAAGAAGUUAAAAAGAAGUUUUUUUGUGUUAAAAAAAUUAUCAAUGUGUGAAUCAUACAUUUUUAUCUGAGCACUGCCAUAGAAACAAA